AUGUUUACCAUGCUUUUCAAGCUCGUUGUGGUCGCGGGCUGUUUUGGUGUUUUUCAACUGCUUCUUCGUGUGUACAGACACCUGACGUCGCCUUUGCGGUCUGUCCCCGGACCUUUCCUUGCAAGAUUCGCAGACGUUUGGUACUUGUGGGCGUUGAAAAAGGCGAAUUUCGAGGUGGUUAAUAAGGAAUUACAUAAGAAAUAUGGCCCUAUUGUUCGAUACGGGCCGAAUCGCUACAGUUUCGACGAUCUAACCGCCACGAAGACGAUUUAUGGCCAUGGAUCCCAGUUCAAGAAGUCCGACUGGUACGGCGCCUGGAACCGGCCCGAUACCUGGAACUUGUUCGCGGAGCAGGACAUCUUGAAACACUCGAAGUACCGCAGGCAGUACCAGAACGACUACAGCAUGUCGUCGCUCGUAGAAUACGAGCCCUUCGUGGACGAGUGCGCGGCUCUGUUCGACCAGCGGCUGCAAGAGCUGUCGCAGAGCGGUCUGCCGGUAAAUAUGGCCCAUUGGAUGCAGUGCUAUGCCUUCGACGUGGUCGGUUGCAUCACCUACUCAAAGCGGCUCGGUUUUCUUGACCAAGGGUUGGACAUAGGAGGUUUCAUGACGGCCAUAAAUAAUGGUCUAAUAUACUCAACCCUCGCCGGCGUCUACCCGUUUUCCCACCCGUACCUCUUCGGCGCAAUCAGUCGUUUCGGCGGCGGCGGCAUAGGAUACGUGAUCAACUUCACGAUGCAGUCCAUAGCGGAGCACCAAGCUCCCGCCAAGGUCGUGGACGAAGACGAGAAGCCAGCCCCGGGCAAGUCGAGAGACUUCCUGUCCAAGUUCGUCGCGAGGCAUCACAAAAACCCCGACACGUUCACGACGCUGCACAUCAUACAGGGCUGUGCGGCCAACAUGGUCGCCGGGUCCGAUACUACGGCGAUCUCGCUCUCCGCUAUCCUGUACUAUCUGCUCAAGAACCCCGAAACUUUCGCGAAGCUCCGCCAGGAGGUCGAGGAGGCGCAGCGCGCCAGUGGGACGGCUUCAAAGGAUAUCUCGUUUAAGCAGAGCCAGGAGAUGCCGUAUCUGCAGGCCGUCAUUAAGGAGGCGCUUCGUCUCCAUCCCGCGACGGGGCUCCCGAUAGAAAGGGUUGUGCCGGCUGGCGGUGCCACGAUCGCCGGCCGAUUUUUCCCGGAGGGUUCGAUCGUGGGGGUCAACACCUGGAUCGAGCACCGCAACCCCCGCGUUUUCGGCGAAGACGCGGACGCGUUCAAGCCGGAGAGGUGGCUAUCCGACGACGCGGAAAAGAUUUCCUUCAUGAACAGGCACUGGAUGCCCUUCGGACUUGGUGCUCGAACUUGCAUCGGCAGACAUAUAUCGCACCUCGAGAUUUCGAAACUCAUCCCUCGGCUGGUUCGCGAUUACGACUUUGAGCUCUCGGAUGACGUAGCUAAGAAUGGGUGGCAUACCGACAAUUAUUGGUUUGUGAAACCGAAGAACUUCAUUGUUCGCGUUGUGGCGCGGAAGGGCCUGUAAUCCGUAUACCGUAUAGCCUCACUAAGAGGCAGCUUCAUGAACAGCUAGUAUUGAUGGUAAAGAGGUGAUGAGGCUCCCAUCGUGAACCAAUAAGCAUCUAACCGGCCUCAAAUUAAUGUAACUGUGUUGAUGUCAAGUAGCGCCUUAGGCAUAUAGUACAUGUCGGAUAUCCGAAUCGACGAAUUAGCGCCACGAUUUUGCUUUCAAAUUCGACAAAGAGGCUGCAAGACAAUUGCAUUGAGACCUAGCUCGGCAAUCUAUACGAUAUCCAACCCCCUGAGCUAAGAUCCGAGAGACACGAAUUACUAGGUACCAAAUGGAAAAAGUGAAGCCUGCUAAUUGUGGUUACUGCGUAGGUAGUGUCCUGGUCUAAGUAUCUCCAGCUAGCAAGUAUCUAGCAUACCCUCUAAGGCUGCAUUAGUCCCGACCCCCCGAGCUGUUGACGAUGGCGCCAUGCAAGCCACUAUUCUUCUGAAGAUACAGCUCGGGAGGAGAGGUUAAAAUAGGCAGGUAAGAGAUCGUGGCUUACGCUGCCGUUUAAAGCCACGUACUAGUAAAGACAGUCAUCAAACAGAAGAUUGCUAC
Messenger RNA from Annulohypoxylon truncatum, 2106 nucleotides. RefSeq names its product cytochrome P450. Bases 1 to 1521 code for a protein of 506 amino acids. Gene Ontology annotation, molecular function: iron ion binding; heme binding; monooxygenase activity. The transcript is spliced from 4 exons. Lineage: Eukaryota; Fungi; Ascomycota; Sordariomycetes; Xylariales; Hypoxylaceae. The record is from RefSeq and is a predicted model, not a curated record.